AUGCAGUGGUACGCCGUCGCUUCACUACUCACCAUCCUCACGAGUUCUCAGGGAAUAUUGACGACAUUGUCGCAGAGUAAUGGGGGAUACAAAUAUGAUUAUGCAACUGUGCCUUUUCUUGCUGAGGUUUUUAAGCUUAUAGUAUCAAGUGUGUUACUGUGGAGGGAGCGCCAGAGGAUGCCUCCUCCGAAAAUUACAACAGACUGGAAAUGUGCCCGACUGUAUCCAAUCCCGUCGAUAAUAUACCUUAUUCACAACAAUGUCCAGUUUGCCACAUUGACAUAUGUUGAUACCUCCACUUAUCAGAUUAUGGGCAAUUUGAAGAUUGUCACGACUGGAAUACUUUUCAGGCUGUUUUUGAAGAGGAAGCUUUCUAAUUUGCAGUGGAUGGCAAUUAUUCUGUUGUCUAUUGGAACGACCACGAGCCAGGUGAAAGGUUGUGGAGAAGCUUCCUGUGAAUCGAUCUUCUCUUCACCAAUUCAAGGAUACAUGCUGGGUUUAUUAUCUGCUUGUCUCUCAGCAUUGGCUGGUGUUUACACAGAAUUCUUGAUGAAAAAGAAUAAUGACAGCUUAUACUGGCAAAAUAUUCAACUGUAUACAUUUGGUGCAAUAUUCAAUUUGGCAAAGCUCAUCUGGGAUGAUUUUAGAAUUGGGUUUGAGAAAGGACCAUGGUGGCAACGGUUAUUCGAUGGAUACAGCAUUACAACUUGGAUGGUGGUGUUAAACCUUGGGUCCACUGGUUUGUUAGUGUCAUGGUUAAUGAAGUAUGCCGACAAUAUUGUUAAGGUUUAUUCCACGUCCAUGGCAAUGCUGUUGACUAUGGUACUGUCUGUAUACCUUUUCAACUUCAAGCCAACUCUACAGCUAUUUCUGGGAAUCUUCGUCUGCAUGAUGUCAUUGCACAUGUACUUUGCCCCACCAAACAUGCUUUUGGAUUUGCCUUCGACAACAAAGGCAGACCCAGAAAGUCUAGUUGAAGUUUCUGUCGAUCGGAAAACGGUUUCAUAG
This is a messenger RNA of Striga hermonthica, 1008 nucleotides long. The record is from the annotation of a GenBank genome assembly. Lineage: Eukaryota; Viridiplantae; Streptophyta; Magnoliopsida; Lamiales; Orobanchaceae.